Lathyrus oleraceus (garden pea) is the source of this 1312-nucleotide messenger RNA. RefSeq lists its product as uncharacterized. The transcript is spliced from 10 exons. Gene Ontology annotation, biological process: transmembrane transport. Lineage: Eukaryota; Viridiplantae; Streptophyta; Magnoliopsida; Fabales; Fabaceae. The coding region runs from base 251 to 829 and encodes 192 amino acids. The record is from RefSeq and is a predicted model, not a curated record. Gene Ontology annotation, molecular function: transmembrane transporter activity.
UUUCAGAGUGUUGGGUUACUCAGGAAUCAGAAGCCACUUACAAAUGGUCCUGUUCUGGAUGCUGGUUUGCUAGCAGACCCAGAGGUCUCCAGCAUGGCAUAAACUAGAAAUUAGGGUUCCAAAUCCAUCCCUCUCUCUCUUCGUGAAAUCCAUCCCUAUCCCAAAUCCAUCCCUCUCUCUUCGUGAAAUCCAUCCCUACCCCAAAUCCAUCCCUCUCUUCAUCUUCGUCCGUGUCCCCUUCAUCUGGGUUAUGAUGGCAGACGGCGGUUUGAUGGCAGUAUUGCUGUAUUAUUUGAAGGCGCGAUUUCAAUUCAACAAGAAUCAGUUUGCCGAUUUGAUGAUGAUCUCUGGGAUCGGAGCUACUCUGACACAACUAUUUCUCAUGCCGAUAUUAGUACCUGCUGUAGGAGAGGAGAAGUUGCUCACAACAGGGCUCUUUGUUUCCUGCAUAAAUAUAUUCGUAUACAGUAUAGCGUGGUCGUCAUGGGUUCCAUAUGCUCUAGCAGGUUUCUCUGUUUUAGGCGUUCUCGUGCGACCAACUAUAACCAGCAUUGCAUCGAAACAAGUUGGACCGAAUGAACAGGGAAUGGUUCAAGGAUGUCUCUCAGGAAUCACUUCCGUCGCCAACAUCAUUUCUCCAUUAAUUUUCAGUCCACUGACAGCCUUGUUCCUGUCAGAAGACGCACCGUUUAAUUUUCCAGGAUUCAGCCUAAUGUGCCUUGGGCUAAUACUGAUGACAGCAUUUUUCCUUAGUCUUAUGAUUCGUGCUGCGCCUCCUAUUGUUGGCGACAAAGUUAGUAGUAACCGUUGCACAGACACCUUGGUCUGAGGUGGGAGAUAAAUCUGCCUAUUAUUUAUGCGCAGAAGCAACAAACAUUAUAUUUCAUUCAUCAUUUUGCCUCUCCAAAAAGUGUUGUACAUAACCUGUGAGAGAUAAGUUGCAAAAUAAUAGAAUGAAACAUACUUUAGGUGUAGGUUCUACUUCUACUCAAGACAUCUAUAUGCUUUGACACACGGAGACACCAAGAACACACAAAGGUGAAUUACAGAAAAAGAAACAUGACUCAUGACUCAGUGAAGUUGGUUUUGAAAAUAGUAAUCAGGUGAACCACUGCUAAGUCACAGAAUUUUCUGCAAUUAUGAAGAGGGAAUGUGGUAAUGUAUUUAUGAACCACAUUAUCUUACAGCCUUAGACUUAUGUUGUUUAAUCAUCCUUUCUGUGAAGAACUGUAAUAUUUAGUAUGUUAUAUGUAUGGAUGAUUGUGUUAAGUGUGUGAAGCUAUACAUACAACAAAAGAAGUAGUUAUGCAAA